AUGGUAUCAGAGCGUCGUCCAAGCUACGCCGCAGUGGUUACAGAGAGUAAUGUAGCCGGCGGGGAGAAUUUGGCCGGACAGACUCCGAAUCCGGGAAAUCAAGCUCCGUUCCUUCAAGCUUCAACACAGCGGAAUGAUGAAUUUGACGAUCCGCUAUACUUACAUAUCACUGAGAACCCGAAUCUGGUUCUUGUAUCUCCUCCACUGUCCGAACAUAACUACGCUUCAUGGAGUAGGUCGAUGAAGAUAGCCCUAGAGGUGAAAAACAAAUUUGGCUUCGCUAGUGGAUCAAUUCCAAAUCCAGGGGAGAAUGAUCCGAGGUAUGCGGUGUGGAGGAGGUGUAACACCAUUGUUUGCUCGUGGAUCCUGAAAUCUCUGAGUUCAAGCAUCGCGGAGACUGUCCUAUACUACGAGAUUGCAGCGGACAUCUGGAAGGCUCUCAAGAAGAGGUAUACGCAGGCUGAUCCUCAUAGAAUUGCGGAGUUACAAAAUCAGAUUUAUCGAAACACACAAGGUAAUUUGACUGUUAAUGAGUAUUUUACAAAAUGCACUGCGUUAUGGGAGAAAUUGAAUGCUAUGAGACCUAUAUUACUGUGUGAAUGUCCUCCUAGAUGUACUUGCAAUCUACUUACUAAAAUGCAGAAGGAAAGAGCUGAUGACAGAGUUAUUAGAUUUCUAGAUGGUCUCAAUGAUGACUUUGAAAUCAUAAAAUCGGGGGUGCUUGUUAUGGAUCCUAUUCCGGAUAUGGAAAAAGUUCUUAAUAUGGCCUUAAAACUAGAAAGAAAACUCAACAGCUCUAUUGUUCAAAGGAAUGAUGAUUUGGUUCAGGCUAAUGCUGUUCAAAAUAACCAGAAUAUCUCUUUGGGGGAUCAAAAUCUUGUGGCAGUUUCAGAUUCAAAUAAUAGGAAGAAAUUUGGCGUGGAGGUAAGAGUGUGCCUAAGUGCACCUAUUGUGGCAUGA
This is a messenger RNA of Ipomoea nil (Japanese morning glory), 960 nucleotides long. RefSeq lists its product as uncharacterized. Bases 1 to 960 code for a protein of 319 amino acids. The record is from RefSeq and is a predicted model, not a curated record. The transcript has a single exon. Lineage: Eukaryota; Viridiplantae; Streptophyta; Magnoliopsida; Solanales; Convolvulaceae.